CCUAAAAAAAAACUAUCCCCUCCCCACUCACUUCCUCUCCUCUCAUCUCUUUGCCAGCCGCCACUGCUAACCCUAGACCCAAAAAUUCCUCUUUUUCCCCUCCGAUUCCAUCGUCGAUCGACCCGGCCGGUCGCACGCCAUGACCGCCGUCGUCAGUCCGCCUAUCCUCCCCGUCGCCGAGGGCGCCCCGAGCUGGGUCCUCCUCGACACCGCGGGAUACAUCGCUAAACGCGGCAACGCCACCUUCGCCAAGACCUUGGGGAGCAACGGCCAGCCCGUCGAGGUGACCUUCUGCACCGCCGCUCCGCCCCACGUCUCCCACUUCUGCGUCCACUGCCCCGGCCUGGUGCCCGCCGACUUCGUGGAGGAUCCCACGCUGAUCGGCGCGGAGGCCGACCUCGUCCUCUUCCGCCUCUGCGUCGACCCCCUGGCCGUCGCCGGCGAGCGCCUCUUCGACUACUUCCUCUACACGGCGCACCCUCGCCGCCCCUCGCUCCAGCUUCUCCCGCACCCCUACCCCAAUCUCUUCCACGACAGCGAGGUCGCCCUCCUGCGCUGCGGUGAGGAUGAUGAGUACGCCAUCGCCGCUCUCAGGAACAUCGAUGAUUACUUCACCGACGAGCCGCAGAUGUCCUUCAACCUUUACCUCUACCGCUCGUCCAGGGCCGGCGAGGGGUGGACUGCUAGGGUGGUGUCGGUGGAGGAGCCACUGAGGGACACCGUCUGCCCGGUGGAGGAGCCCAAGCGGUUUCAUGAGACGACCAAGGCGAUCACGCUCGGAGGCGGCGCCGUUGGCUGGGUUGAUCUCUGGCGUGGCAUCCUCGUCUGCAACGUGUUCGAUGAAAAGCCUGUGCUCCGGGACGUGCCGCUGCUGCUGCCGGCAAGGGGUAACUGGGAAAUCUACCACAGAUGUGGCCCUUACUUUGCUCGGGACAUCACCGUCAGCCCGCAGAAAGACGUCAUCAAGUAUGUCGAGGUUGAAAUUUGCCUGCCAAGGAAGCCGACUACUACAAAGACGACUGAAACCUGCCACCCCCCGGAGCCGGAGUCCUACCUGGAAUGGUUCCGCCAACAGCAGUGCGAAGACGACGACGACGACGACGACGAUGAAGACGUUGGUGGCUGGAAGGCCACAACAUGGAGCUUGCCUGUCCCUAUUGCUUCACGGGAGAACUGGCACUUUGACUACACCGUCGAUGUCGAUGACCUCACUGUCGUCGACCCAAUGCAUUGUAAGCUUCUUCCGAGGCCCCUGCAGCCCACAGAGGCAGAAGCAUUGCUGCCAAGACUUAUCACUGCUUUCCCCAUCAUGAGUAUGGACGAUGAUGUUGUCUACCUUUUGUCCAAGGCCAGCCCCAAAGACCAGAUGGAAGUAGUUAUUGCUGUUGACAUGAGGAGGAAGUUUCUGCAGGGAGUGGCCAAGCUUGUUACGGGGAAAGAUUUCACUUUCAUGCGCAGUUGCAUCAGCGAGAUCUCGAAAUAUAUUAAUUAUAAAUCUUCAGGGGAUGUUGCCAAAGCAUCGGCCAGUUUAUCUGCUGCCAGCAGAAGGGCUGCGGAUAAGGAAACAGAAGAGGUACGGCUGUUGGCAAAAGAAAUACCUUCUCUUCUCUUGGAGCUAGAGCUUCUCGGAUUAGAACAUCAGACCAAGAGGUCGACGCGAGUUGAUAUGUGCAGUGCGGAGAUCUUGUGCCAGUGGCAACAAAACAUUUGCUCACUCAUCUUCAGAAGACUUGAAGCUCGACGCCGAACCGCUUUGACUUGCAAACAGGCAGGAAGGUUAGAGAUUCUAUGUUUUGGAGAGACAGCGGUUCAGGGACGAAGCUUGUCUGCUUGCUCAUGUUUCUCGUGCCUCAUUUCAACCAUGAUCACUCGAUGCAGUUUGUUAUCAAUGCCCCAUAUAGUUUCACAAAGAAAAGAGGCUCUCCACAGUAAAUCAUGAAAUGCACCGCGAUGCUGCCAGCGCUUGCUCAAGGAUGAAGGAUCAUGGCGCAGGGCAAAUGAGACGCAUGCAACCGGUACCUGUCUAGGCUGAUCAUGCUCCCCUUGUUCCUGCAAAUCUUGGAAGCAUGACCUUUAUGCACUUUUAGAAGAGUUAUUUCCCUCAAGCAGUGAGUUUCUUCCAGCAAAGGAUGGCCGCCUUCUUGGAUAACUGCAACUGUUUAUACAAGAUCCUUAACCUGAGCAUGCAGGAUAUCUGAAUUGCCCUUGACAGAAUAUGGCUUUCAUGAGGAUGACACGAUUUGACUUUCAAGAGACGCACCGGCGGCAGUUCCACACCAACUUCUUGCACCAGGGCAGCGGCUCCGAUGGUAUGCUGAAUCCUGCAGUAUGAGUGUAUGACUCGCACUGGUGUGUGGAGUGACAGUCGCCAUGUUCGCGCUGAGACAUGGGUGGCCAUCGGACAGCUGUGCUAGUGGUCUAAGGUGCCUUUUUGGCCUGGCGCGAGGCACUUGUAGUUGCAAAGUAUCAAUCGAUCUAUGAUCAAGAUGCCCAUUAAAACACCGCUUCAUCCGGGGUGAAAACUCUUGUCCUGGUCCUAAUUUAUUAGUCGCGCUCGACCAUGACGAACUUGCGUCGUUAUCUUGUUGAAGACAUUGUCUUUGUUGUGGUGCCGGUCUUCAUUCGCUGGUCUCGGCAAUGGAUGACGUGUGGACGAUUAUCCAUUCUUGAAGGUGUUUUUGUGAAAGAAGUCGACCUACUCGUAGGUAUUUUUCUUACAGCUUGUAA
Messenger RNA from Triticum aestivum (bread wheat), 2727 nucleotides. RefSeq lists its product as uncharacterized. The transcript has 5 exons. The record is from RefSeq and is a predicted model, not a curated record. NCBI's taxonomy places the organism in Eukaryota, Viridiplantae, Streptophyta, Magnoliopsida, Poales, Poaceae. The coding region runs from base 140 to 1939 and encodes 599 amino acids.